Trichoderma harzianum CBS 226.95 is the source of this 1377-nucleotide messenger RNA. RefSeq lists its product as hypothetical. The transcript has 2 exons. The record is from RefSeq and is a predicted model, not a curated record. Gene Ontology annotation, molecular function: molecular adaptor activity; protein kinase activator activity. Lineage: Eukaryota; Fungi; Ascomycota; Sordariomycetes; Hypocreales; Hypocreaceae. Gene Ontology annotation, biological process: autophagy of peroxisome; autophagy of mitochondrion; activation of protein kinase activity. Gene Ontology annotation, cellular component: phagophore assembly site; Atg1/ULK1 kinase complex. The coding region runs from base 1 to 1377 and encodes 458 amino acids.
AUGGCCAUCUCGGUCGACACUCUCGUCAACCAUCUACUGGUAUCGAAGCGAUCGCUGUCAUCGAUGACGCUUGUGCUGCGUGCCGACGAAAUCGUAACGGCAGCGCGGCAGUCUCAUGAAGACACGGUCAUGCUGGCGGCCCAGACGGGGUUUCUGCGAAAUGCCAUUGCCGACCAGGUACUGAUUCUAGGCCGUGUGGGCAAGAGCCUGCAGGCGACAUGUGAAUGGGGGAAGAAGGAUUUUGUGAAGCUCGUCAGGCGGAUGGAUGAGGUCGACGGACAGCUCAAGGCUACGAUGGACAUGCUAACGACGACGCCUGUUGAUACGACGCUACGGCCCAAGGGGGAGCCGAGGAAGAGCCUGCUGGACUUUGUGGACGAGGGGAGCGUCCACGGGAUGCGAAAUGCCAUGAAACAAUGCAUAGAGGAGCUGCAGGCGAUCCAAAUUUCAUUCGACGGCGACCUCCUCCGGCUCGAAACCGAUAUUCGAAACAUCAAGAAAAUCAUUGAGAAUGUGGAAAUGCCUGAAUCUCAAGAACCUGCAUCAAAACUACUGUUCGACUUGUUUGAGCACUCGGCCACCAUGGCGGAAUCUCUAGCCUCUCUGACGCAGCAUUUCGACAUGUGCGUUACGGCUAUACGAACGACUGAGGGAGCUGCAGCUUUGGCCCGCAGAAAGGCGGCCGAGGUUACCCAAUCCCAAGGCGGCGAGAGCGUCUCAAUAUCAGGAGUCAUUGCUGAGCAAGAGUCCAACCGAUCCGACCUCGAGCCACAAACAGCAGAAGAUAGAGCCGAAAUGCUACGGGUGGUCAUACAUGAUGCGCAGUUGGUGGAAGGCGUCGUGCACGAUAUUCAGGAGCAUCUCGCCGAGGUGGAGCGCAAGUAUAAUGAACUGGGAGAGCACACAGAACAGACUAGAAAGGCGCACCUAGGUAUGCUUGAUGCCUAUGCUGAGCUGGGAGAGGUCGGUGACCGCCUUGCCGACUACCUGGCCGCUGAAGAGGACUUUCGAAGCCGAUGGGAGAUGGAAAAGGACGUCGUGUUUACCAAGCUUGAGGAGAUGACGCAGAUGACGGAGUUUUACGAAGGAUACGCGAGCGCCUAUCACGGCUUGCUGAUGGAGGUUGCACGUCGCCGAAACGUCGAGGACAAAGUACAAGCUACUUGGCGCAAGGCACAGGAGACUAUCGACAAGAUGCUCGAAACUGACCGCCUUGAGCGAGAGGCCUUCCGGUCAGAGGUCGGCGAGUUCCUGCCGACAGAUCUGUGGGCCGACAUGCAAGGGUCGGUCAAGAGGUGGAAGAUUGUCCAGGUUGACGAUGAUGAACAAGCAGCAGAGGGAAGCGCCGCCGCAGAUACGAAUCGAGGGAGCGGCUAA